Mollisia scopiformis is the source of this 3759-nucleotide messenger RNA. RefSeq names its product P-loop containing nucleoside triphosphate hydrolase protein. The record is from RefSeq and is a predicted model, not a curated record. Gene Ontology annotation, biological process: transmembrane transport. The coding region runs from base 1 to 3759 and encodes 1252 amino acids. The transcript is spliced from 5 exons. NCBI's taxonomy places the organism in Eukaryota, Fungi, Ascomycota, Leotiomycetes, Helotiales, Mollisiaceae. Gene Ontology annotation, molecular function: ATP binding; ATP hydrolysis activity; ABC-type transporter activity. Gene Ontology annotation, cellular component: membrane.
AUGGUCAAUUAUCUUAGGCUCCUGGCCCAAGAGACAGGAUCAUACAGCGCUCUAUCCUCAUAUUGCGCUCUCUAUAGACCACUACAAGAUUUCCAAUCCAGAGCGAUCUUGGUAUGUGGCAUACUGUUAGCAAUUGCUGCAGGUGCUCCUCUACCAAUUAUUGGAGUUAUCUUUGCGAAAGUUAUCGAUAACUUCCCUCUAACAGAAGAUGAAGUUCGGAACAGAAUCUGGCAAUUGCUGGCCGUUGCAAUUGCAUAUUUUGUUGUCACUUGGGGAUACGUGUUUUGUUGGGGUGUAAUUGGUGCACAAAUCUCGAGAGGGCUUCGAACACAGAUGGUUAACAGAGCUCUUGGACUUGACCAGACUUACUUCGAAACACAAUGUCCCGAUAUUACGAGCCGGUUGACUGCUGAUGCGCAGACAGUCCAAUCGGGUACAGCUGAGAAAGUUGGGAUAUUCAUUCAGUCAAUCAGUUACUUCGUUAUUACGUUCAUUGUUGCCUUUAUCCUCAAUGCGCGUCUCACUGGUAUCUUGUUCGCAGCGGUCAUUCCUUCCAUGAUCUUGGUUAUCAUUAUUGGAACUUCAAUUCUGAACCACUAUUCCAAUCGAGUUUUAGAGGGUACCAGUUCAGCUGCAUCGAUUGCAGAGGGUGCAAUCAAAGCUGUGCAAGUGGUCCAAGCAUUCGAUGCGUUCGAGUCCUUGACAGCGGAUCACGAAAACCAUCUGACGCGGGCGAUGAAAGAUGGGGUGAAGAAAGCUAACACAGGUGCCAUUAUGCUUGGGAGUAUAUUUUUUAUUGCUUACGCGGCGAAUGCCCUUGCUUACUGGCAAGGCUCCAAGCUUGUCAGAAACAACAUCUCGACUGGAAGUGCAGGAACGGUCUACGCGAUCGUUUUCCUCAUUCUCGAUGCGUCGUUCGUCAUCGGCGCUGCUGGGCCGUUCAUCCAAUCAUUUUCACAUGCAGCGACUGCUGGAAACCGAAUAUAUAGUCUCAUCGACUACCCUGAUAUACCUAUAGAUGUGUAUUCUCAGGAUGGAGUCAGAGCGGAUGAUGAUACCUUUGGACCCAACAAGGAGAUCAUUUUCUCAAAUGUGAGCUUCGCAUACCCUGCUCGGCCCGAAGAAAUUGUCCUGAAUAGCGUCAAUUUCGAGAUCAAGACUGGAUCUACAGUAGGCAUUGUGGGGGCAUCGGGAAGCGGUAAAAGUACGAUCGCUGCAUUGUUGCUCAGGUUGUAUGAUCCAGCACAAGGGCAGAUUCAAGUUGAUGGUCACUCGAUACCAGAAUACAAUCUAUCCAGCUUCCGUAAUCAGAUCGCACUUGUCGACCAAAAUCCAGCAGUCUUCUCAGGCACAAUCUACUCAAACAUCAAGGAUGGCUACAAGGGUGCAGAGAUUAGCGAGGAUGAAAUGAGAGGAAGGUGCAUCAAGGCUGCCAAAGCGGCAGAUGCAUGGUCAUUCAUCGAAUUGCUUCCGAACGGACUUGAUACACGACUUGGUGAACCAUCUGGAACAAAACUCUCAGGAGGCCAAAAGCAACGUGUUUGUCUGGCUAGAGCCCUCGUUGCUGAUCCAGCGCUUUUGGUGUUGGAUGAAGCAACGAGUGCUCUUGACACAAUUAGCGAAGCCGCAAUUCUCACCUCGCUUGGCACGACAAGAUCAAUGGGAAACCGCACGACAGUCAUGAUUGCGCAUCGACUUGCACCUGUCAGAUCUGCUGAUAACAUUAUCGUCAUGGGCAAGGGCGAAAUCCUGGAGCAAGGAGACCAUGAGUCAUUGUUGUCUCGCUCGGAGGGUGUCUACCGCAAAUUGAUCGAGGCACAGCAAUUCUCUUCUGAUGAUGCUUCAGAGGUAUCUAUGUUGGAUAAAGCAGAUCUUGUUGUGGAGGCUACCCCUGGGCUAGAUUCGGAUGAAGAUGUUAUGAAAGUGUCAGAUAUCAAAGAAGUCGUUUCUGAGGCUGAGAUCCAGACUUUUGGAACUUUCGCCAUCCUUCAGCGUUGUCUUGCUCUAAGUCGCUCUCGAGCAUUUUUUACUUGUCUUGGUCUCGUGGGUUCACUCACCACCGGCGGACUUAUCCUCGGAGAGUCCAUCAUCUUCGGUCACCUUGUUGAGCUACUCAAUGGAGAUGUACCAUCCGAUCGAGUCAAUUUCUUCUGUCUGAUGUUCUUUGUAGUAGCAUUAGCUGCUCUAGCUGGCUACACAAUCUCAGGUUCUAGCUUUGGCCUUGUGUCGGAACAUUUGAUUCUGCGGACUCGAGACCUCUCCUUGCGUACCAUACUUCGCCAAGAUAUGGAAUGGUUCCUUCAACCUGGUCGAUCAGCAUCAUUGCUGACCUCGGUCAUUAGUAUGGAUGCCGGACAUCUGAGUGGUCUUUCAGGAGUUAUCAUCGGAACCAUAGUUUCUGCUCUCGUAUCCGUCGUGGGAGGAGCAAUUUUGGCCCAUAUUGUUGCUUGGAAGAUCGCAAUCGUGCUAUUCGCCACCUCGCCAGUCGUCAUCCUUGCAGGGUUUUUUCGGUUUCGGAUUCUCUCAAAGCUCGAAGAGAAGAAUCAGAAGGCCUACACCGAAGCAGCAGCAUUGGCUUCCGAAGCUUGCUCAUCGAUUCGAACCAUUGCCGUACUUGGGAUUGAGAGAGAAACCUCACAGCGAUUUCAUCUAGCGGUAGACAAGUUCAAAGACCAGACAUUCAGACAUACCGCGCUUGGCAAUCUCCUCCUCGCAUAUACGCACUCGCUAAUGUGGAGUAGAUAUUUUGUUUAUGCCCUCGCAUAUUGGUGGGGAGCGAGACAAGUUCGAUCAGGAGAAAAUACCACCCUUCAGUUCUUCACCGUCCUCCCAGCAAUUCUCUUCUCAGCCCAAGCGGCAGGUCAAAUAUUCAGUCUCGCACCCGACAUCGGUCGAGCAAAAGGAGCAGCAAGCCGCGUCUUCGCUCUGCAUGAUCAGAAGCCCACAAUUGAUAUCAGAUCAUCUAUAGACGCACCUCGAGAAUCCAUCAAACUCCCGCCUACACCCUCCAAAUCAAUGGGCAACAUUAGCUUCCAGAACGUCACUCUUGCAUAUCGCUCCAGACCGGACGCACCUGUCUUCACAAACCUUAAUCUUGACAUCAAAGCUGGCGAGACAGUUGCAUUAGUCGGACGAUCGGGAGCGGGGAAAACGUCAACCAUCUCUCUUAUCGAACGAUUCUACGACCCUACCUCCGGCUCUGUCCUUCUAGACGAAGUUGACAUCCGCUCCGUCCCCGUCUCUCAACACCGUGCGAGGAUAAGUCUCGUAGCCCAGGACCCCGACCUCUUCUCUGGAACGGUAGCCUUCAACGUUGGUCUCGGUGCAAGACCGGGCCACAAGGCCACGGAUGAAGAGAUUAUCGCCGCUUGUAAAGCCGUCGGAAUCCAUGAAUUCAUCUCUUCCCUCCCGGAUGGCUAUAACACUCAAUGUGGUAACAACGGCUCUCAACUCUCAGGAGGCCAAAAGCAACGAGUAGCCAUCGCUCGAGCUUACAUUCGUGAUCCGGAGAUCUUACUUCUCGAUGAAGCUACAUCGGCGUUGGAUACUCAUUCCGAGCAACAGAUUCAGAGAGCAAUUCAGUUGGCAGCUAAGAAAAGAACAACGAUUAUGAUUGCCCAUAGACUGACGAGUGUGAUGAAUGCAGACAGGAUUCUGGUCUUUGAGAAAGGGAAAAUUGUGGAGGAGGGGAGGCACGAGGAGCUGAUGAAGGGAGGGGGUAUUUAUGAACAGAUGGUUAAGGCACAGAGCUUGGGCUAA